Malaya genurostris is the source of this 926-nucleotide messenger RNA. RefSeq names its product RNA transcription, translation and transport factor protein. The record is from RefSeq and is a predicted model, not a curated record. Gene Ontology annotation, biological process: tRNA splicing, via endonucleolytic cleavage and ligation. The coding region runs from base 102 to 854 and encodes 250 amino acids. Gene Ontology annotation, molecular function: RNA binding. The transcript has 3 exons. Gene Ontology annotation, cellular component: tRNA-splicing ligase complex. Lineage: Eukaryota; Metazoa; Arthropoda; Insecta; Diptera; Culicidae.
AAAUAGCGUCUCCUUUUGCUGUUUAUACUUUGAUCGCUUUCAAUUUCCAAAUUUAUACAUACUCUGCAUCAGAAAAAUAGUUUUGAAUUGAUUUGAUCAUUAUGUUUGAGCGCUAUUUGGCUGCGUUAGAGUAUCCUUCUCAGGGUGGAAUAAACAUAGAUGAUCCGAAGGAGUUUCGCAACAUUGUGUUAUGGUUAGAAGAUCAAAAAAUUCGACACUAUACCAUUGAGGAUCGCGCGAACCUAAGGAAAACAGGUUCUGCGACUGAUUGGGACCCGGCAUAUGCAAAAUACAAGAUAGAUCUCGGGUUUCCUGCAAAUCUUAAAUCUAAAACUGAAGAGUUGACAUGGUUGUUCUUGUAUGCGAUUAAACUUGAGUAUUCCGACAAUGCUGAUCGAUACCGGUCGAUAACGGCUGCUCAAAAAAUCGAGCAAGAAAAGAAAUCCUCUGCUGCACCGGAAAUCAAAUCCACUAAUCCGUUUGAUAAAUUAGACUUUACAAGCCCAGAUUUUGAAGAAGGUUCGCGGAAGUUAGCUGAAAAGUUAGGCAUUGCCUAUCAUCCGGACCAUUUGGUAUCUCUGAGGGCUGCUAGUUAUGUUAUAUCGACGGCGCUUAACAAGGAAGUUUUAAAAGAGCCAAUUAUCACUGGGAAACCGUUUCCGAUUGAUGAAGGAAUUGGAAUGGGUUUUGAAAAUCAUCAAGACCUUGAAAAAGCAGCUCGGAUUUUGCGAUUAUUGCAAAUUCAAAACCUUCGUAAAUUGCAAACUGCCAUUAACGAGACAAUUGUGGCUGUACAGAAUAUUACUGCAGACCCUAGAACCGAUACAUCACUGGGUAAAGUUGGCAUGAAGUAAGGAAGUUUCUCUUAAAUAUGUGUACGCGUUAUUCAACGUAAUAAUUAAACAUUUAAAUAUGUACAACUAUAA